Molecule: messenger RNA, 408 nt
Organism: Suillus subaureus
Lineage: Eukaryota; Fungi; Basidiomycota; Agaricomycetes; Boletales; Suillaceae
Exons: 1
Coding region: 1-408 (135 amino acids)
Source: RefSeq, a predicted model, not a curated record
AUGCACACUCAACCAGAGUAUGGACUUGACAUAGCCUUAGCAAAUGAACUUCAAAAGUCUUUUGCAUGGGUGCCUCCACUCACUGGUGACUCUCACAACUCAGACAAUGAAUUUCUUGCAGGCCUGGAGUCAAUAACAGAUGAAGAGCUGCUCAAAGAAUUCAGCAGGUUCAAAAAUGAGAUGCUGGAUUCAUGCCAUGGCUUGCAAGAACUUGAAGGUACUUGUGAAGUCCCAGAUAUUUUUGACAAAGGUGUUAUUGAUUGGAACGAGCUGGAGAAGGUUGAUAAAGGAAUCACACCUGUGGGAUUUAUUGAGGAAAUUGAUGUGGUUGGCCAUGGGUCACAAGGCAUGGAGGCAGUCUGGAACAUUGACACACUAUUGUUAUUGGAGGGUGUAGCAUCCAUGUAA